Molecule: messenger RNA, 2569 nt
Organism: Elephantulus edwardii (Cape elephant shrew)
Lineage: Eukaryota; Metazoa; Chordata; Mammalia; Macroscelidea; Macroscelididae
Gene: TMTC4
Product: transmembrane and tetratricopeptide repeat containing 4
Exons: 18
Coding region: 100-2325 (741 amino acids)
Biological process (GO): endoplasmic reticulum unfolded protein response; protein O-linked glycosylation via mannose
Cellular component (GO): endoplasmic reticulum
Molecular function (GO): protein binding; mannosyltransferase activity
Source: RefSeq, a predicted model, not a curated record
CCGCGCCCGGGAGGGAGAUGCUGCCGCGGCUCGGGCUCCUUGCAGAUUUCUAGCCAGCAUAAUGCUGGAGCAAGAGCUGGGCAACCUGCAGUUUUCAAAAUGGCAGAGUUGGACACCGAUUUGGACCAUAUCAUCCCAUCUUCUGUGCUUCCUGCCUUCUGGCCUAAGUUAGUAGUAGGACUGGUUUCCCUCAUGUGCUUUGCAUACAGCUAUGAUGGAGAUUUUGUCUUUGAUGAUUCUGAAGCAAUUGUUAACAAUAAGGAUCUCCAAGCAGAAACGCCCCUUGGUGACCUGUGGCAUCAUGACUUUUGGGGCAGUAAACUGAGCAGCAACACCAGCCACAAGUCCUACCGACCUCUCACCGUGUUGACUUUCAGAAUUAACUACUAUUUAUCAGGAGGCUUUCACCCGGUGGGUUUUCAUGUGGUCAACCUCCUUCUGCACAGUGGCGUUUCUGUCCUCAUGGUGGAUGUCUUCUCCAUACUAUUUGGUGGCCUGCAGUACACCAGCAAAGGACGGCGGUUGAACCUGGCCCCUCGAGCGUCCCUGCUGGCCGCACUGCUGUUCGCUGUGCAUCCUGUGCACACGGAAUGUGUUGCUGGUGUUGUUGGUCGUGCAGACCUGCUGUGUGCCCUGUUCUUUCUGUUGUCGUUCCUUGGCUACUGUAAGGCAUUUAGAGAAAGUAACAAGGAGGGGACACAUUCUUCUACCUUCUGGGUAUUGCUGAGUAUUCUUUUGGGAGCAGUGGCCAUGCUGUGCAAAGAGCAAGGGAUCACCGUGCUGGGUUUGAAUGCAGUCUUUGACAUCUUGGUGAUUGGCAAAUUAAAUAUUCUGGAAAUUGUUCAGAAGGUAUUACGCAAAGACAAGUCCUUAGAGAACUUUUCUGUGCUCAGGAAUGGGGGUCUUCUCUUCAGAAUGUGUCUCCUGACCUCUGGGGGAGCAGCCAUGCUGUACAUGCGCUGGAAGAUCAUGGGCACAGGCCCCCCGGCAUUUACAGAGGUGGACAACCCGGCUUCCUUUGCUGACAGCAUGUUGGUCAGGGCCAUAAACUAUAAUUACUACUAUUCAUUGAAUGCAUGGCUGCUGCUGUGUCCCUGGUGGCUGUGUUUUGAUUGGUCAAUGGGCUGCAUCCCCCUCAUUAAGUCAGUCAGUGACUGGAGAAUAAUUGCACUAGCAGCACUCUGGUUCUGUCUAAUUGGCCUAAUAUGCCAAGCCCUAUGCUCUGAAGACAGUCACAGGAGAAGGAUCCUUACGCUGGGCCUGGGUUUCCUCCUUAUCCCAUUUCUUCCUGCAAGUAACCUGUUCUUCCGAGUGGGAUUUGUGGUUGCAGAGAGGGUCCUCUACCUCCCCAGUGUUGGGUACUGCAUGCUGCUGACGUUCGGAUUCGGAACUCUCAGUAAACUUACAAAGAAAAAGAAACUAGUCGCUGCCCUUGUGCUUGGCAUUUUGGCCAUAAACAUGCUGAGAUGCAUGGUUCGCAGUGCUGAGUGGCGGAGUGAAGAACAGCUCUUUAGAAGUGCCCUCUCUGUGUGUCCUCUCAACGCGAAGGUUCACUACAACAUUGGCAAAAACCUAGCUGAUAAUGGUAACCAAACAGCUGCCAUCCGAUACUACAGAGAAGCUGUGAGAUUAAAUCCCAAGUAUGUUCAUGCCAUGAACAACCUUGGAAAUAUCUUAAAAGAAAGGAAUGAGCUACAGGAAGCCGAGGAACUGCUGUCUUUGGCUGUACAGAUUCAGCCUGACUUUGCUGCUGCCUGGAUGAAUUUAGGUAUAGUGCAGAACAGCCUGAAGCGUUUUGAAGCAGCAGAACAAAGUUACCGGACAGCAAUUAAGCACAGACGAAAAUACCCAGAUUGUUACUACAACCUCGGACGUUUGUAUGCAGACCUGAACCGCCACAUGGAUGCAUUGAAUGCAUGGAGAAAUGCUACCGUGCUGAAACCAGAGCACAGUCUGGCCUGGAACAACAUGAUUAUCCUCCUCGAUAAUACAGGUAACUUAGCCCAAGCUGAAGCAGUAGGAAGAGAGGCACUGGAAUUAAUACCUAAUGAUCACUCUCUUAUGUUCUCAUUGGCAAACGUGCUGGGGAAAUCCCAGAAAUACAAGGAGUCUGAAGCCUUAUUCCUCAAGGCAAUUAAAGCUAAUCCAAAUGCUGCAAGUUACCAUGGUAAUUUGGCUGUGCUUUAUCAUCGUUGGGGACAUUUAGACUUAGCCAAAAAACACUAUGAAAUCUCUCUGCGACUCGACCCUGCCGCACCAGGAACUAAGGAGAAUUAUGGUCUUCUCAGAAGAAAGCUAGAACAAUUGCAAAAGAGAGACGUCUGAUCUUUUGUUUCUCACCCUUUGUUUGUUUUUAAUGUAUGUGUGUGUGCAUGAGGCUGACCAUUAUGUUAUAUGAUUCCAGUUAAGCAUCUCAAAGGUCUAUUUAAAAGCUCUAGUGUUCUUUAAUUCUGAGAAACUUUUUCCUAUUAAAAAAAUAAAAACAUGCAAAAAGGUUAUAGCACCAGCAAUAUAGUCUUGAAUGCUCAAUAUGGUUUUUGCAUUGAAAAUGUAUUUUUUCAGACAACUC